Messenger RNA from Owenia fusiformis, 2690 nucleotides. NCBI's taxonomy places the organism in Eukaryota, Metazoa, Annelida, Polychaeta, Sabellida, Oweniidae. The record is from the annotation of a GenBank genome assembly.
CUCUGGAUGGGGACUUGAAGAUGCAAGAGUUGUAUGUAGGCAAUUGGCCUUUAAUCCUGAUGAGACACUAGUACUUACAUAUGAUGAUUUAACCUCAAAUAAGAAGAAUCCUCCAGUAUAUGGCAAUGGAAGGGAAGCUGGGUAUAUAUUUAGAAAUGUCCAAUGUAAUGGUACUGAGGACAAUAUCUCUAGCUGCAGCAUGGACAUCAGCAAGCGUUGUAGGAAAAGAAAUGAUGCUGUGGCAACAUGUAAAACAAUUAUACGACUUAGAGAUGGCACCAAUACAUCAGGAAGGCUGGAAGUCUACAAGAAUAAACGAUGGCUAUCAGUCUGUUAUUCUUCAACCCUCGGCCCAAAGGCUGCAGAACACUUCUGUUCUCUGUUGGGAGUUAAGCCAGUUAAUCCAAUCAUCAUUGGUGAUGCAUACUUUGGAAAAAACAAGCAGGAUACAUGGUGGAUACAUUGGCCAUGUAUAUUUGGCUAUUGUAAUCUAGAUAUAUGGUGGUUGCCCAAGUGUAAAAGAGGAAAAUAUGCUAGUAUCAAAUGUCAAAAUAAUAACUCAAGAGAUAAUCCUCCAGAAAUCAUGCUGGCUGGGAUUAACAAUUACUCUGGAAUACUUAUAAUGAAGAAAUUUGGUGUAUGGGGUGGAAUAGCUCUACGGCAACCUCAAAGUGACGAGAAUGUCAUAUUGAACAAUGCUUCAGAUGUUGUAUGUCACAAAUUGGGAUAUGGCACUACUGAUGCAAUGUCCAUCCCAAUAGAUCAUACACAUAUCCCUAUAUCAACGAUUACAUGGAUGUUUGAUGUUUACUGUACUGGGGAUGAGGACACAAUAUUUAACUGUGACCAUACAAAAUGGGGUGAACCAUAUAUAUAUGAUAGACAACCAAGUAUGGUUUUUAUAACCUGUAGGCUUCCAUUGAGACUUGUAGAACAGGUGAGUGAUAGCAAAACAGGACAACUGGAGGUAUUAGUUAAUGAGAGAUGGACGAGUGUAUGCUUAAAGGAAUGGGAAACCGGCACAUUGAGAGUAGCCUGUAAAGGACUAGGAAUGGAAUCACGAUAUGCGAAGGCAAUACAGACAAGUACCGAUAUGGUAAAUCAUGAUUGGUUUCAAGUUGGUCGAUGUCUGGGCAAUGAAGAUAGCUUGGCUAAGUGCAUAUCAACAAGACCACGCUGUCAUGAUAAAGAAAAAAUGUUGCUUCUAUCUUGCCCAGAUAAACCAGAAAGUAAGAUCAACAUUCAUUUGGACAAUCACAAUGAAACUGGUGAUAUGUUUGUGAAUCUAAAUGGCGUUUCUUUCCCAAUGUGCAAUCCAAACUGGAACGGUGGAGCUGCUAGGGUGGCAUGUAGACAAAUGGGAUACAAUCCAGAUCAUGCGGAACACUUCAGGACUGAUAUAAAGGUGAACAGAGUACUAUUAACUGAUAUGACAUGCCAUGGCAAUGAAACUAAUCUCAGUGAAUGUAAUUUUUCUGAGUGGAAGGUUAUUUCAUUUGAACAUGACUCCGAACAUAUGAACUGUCAGAGAAAUGGUGGAGUAUUUAUGUCAUGUGCUGAUGAUUCCAUGAAAGCCAGACUAGUAGGGGGACCUGAUGAAUACUCAGGACAUGCCCAAAUAUGGCAUGAAGGCAAAUGGAAGCGUGUAUGUUUUCGCAAAGGAGAUGGCUCAAAAGAAAUUGUUGCCGAAACAAUCUGCAGAAAGCUCAAGAGACCAGGGCAGUAUGCGAGGGAUCAUCCAUAUAGCGGCUAUUUUGGGGGAGGAACAUCAAAACCAGGCAUUGAGCUAAACUGUAAUCAUAGAUACCCAUCCCUCCAUCUCUGUCACAUCCAUGACAAUAACUGUACACAUGACCUUCACUAUGACCUUGGUGUAUCCUGCUUUGAACAUAAUCCAGAUUUCCAUGAAUACCUGCAGCCUACAUUGACUGGCUAUACAAUUGAUAAUGGCUUGGUACUAGUUAAAAGCCAUGACACUAACAAGCAGCCACUUACAAUAUGUGGAGAGAAGUGGACCAGAAAUGAAGCAAAGGUUGUCUGCAGACAAAUGGGUUACAAUGAAGAUGCAGUUAAUGAUGCAGCUGUGGACAAGUUCCCAAUGCUUCAGUGUCUUGGUGGAGACAAGAUUGUGUUAAGUGAUGUUAACUGCACAGGGGAUGAAAUGAGUCUGGCACAUUGCACUUUCAAACAUGGAGACAAUGUCACAUGUUCAAGUGGUUUGAGAGCUGCAGUGUUCUGUCGAAAACUGUCUUUGAAGUUAACAAAAACUGACAAAACCAACUCCAGUGGUUUGGUUACACUUGAUCAUCUGUUGAUAUCUGACCACGUAUCAAAUGAGCCUAAUAAACACCCCAUAUGUGCCUCUGGUUGGGACGAGAGAGAUGCAAGAGUAGUCUGCCGACAACUUGGACUACCUUACCAUAAUGCAUCUGUAUACAUUUCCACACAAGGCAAUCUUACACAUGAAUACAAGCCCUGGAUAACUAAUGUUGAUUGUAUUGGCAAUGAAGCUCACAUUGGACAGUGUGACUUUGACAAUGAUUUCACAGUGGCAUCUGAUGGUAUCUAUGACAACGUGGAUUAUUGUACACAGUAUGAACUGACAGCACAUUAUGUAGAACACACUUACAAUUAUAAUUUCUGUGAUGGUAACAGCUAUGCUGGAGUUGUUUGCAAAUAAAAUAUGCCAG